AUGACGUUACAUGGCCACUCCUUCCCCGCCGGCACGGUGGUGAGUUCAAAUGCAUACUGCCUCCACCGGAACGUUGACGUCUUCCCAGAGCCACUGGCGUGGAAGCCGGAGCGGUGGCUAGGCGGCAAAGAGGAGGUAGCGGAGAUGAAGAAGUGGUUCUGGGCGUUCGGGAGUGGCGGGAGAAUGUGUCUGGGAAGUAGUUUCGCCAUGAUUAUUCUCAAGCAGACCUUGGCGGGUGUGUAUAGGGAGUUUGAGACGGAGGUGGUGGAUGAUGAGGGAAUUGAGCAGGGGACGACGUUUAUUGCGAAGCCGAGGGGGGAGAGGUUGAUUUUGAGGUUUGGGAAGGUUGCGGGCGAGGGGGAGUGA
Messenger RNA from Fulvia fulva, 366 nucleotides. RefSeq names its product Cytochrome P450 monooxygenase orf2. Bases 1 to 366 code for a protein of 121 amino acids. The record is from RefSeq and is a predicted model, not a curated record. The transcript has a single exon. Lineage: Eukaryota; Fungi; Ascomycota; Dothideomycetes; Mycosphaerellales; Mycosphaerellaceae. Gene Ontology annotation, molecular function: heme binding; monooxygenase activity; oxidoreductase activity, acting on paired donors, with incorporation or reduction of molecular oxygen.